UCAACUUCCUGGUCUGCUUGUCUCUGGAAGCAAAGCCCAGCAGCACAUAGUCUGAGCAAGCUCUAAAGAUCCAGGCCUUCCAAAUCAGAUUGCUUCCUCUCAUACUGAAAAGACAAUGGCUUACAGUAACCUGGUCAGGUACUGGAACAAAGGAGUUUUAGCUCUAGAGAAGGGCAGUUGGGAAUCUGCCUUACGCAUCUUCUGCAGCAUUGAAAACCCUCCUUCAAAGAUCAACUUCAACAUCGGCUGCCUGCAUCUUGCAAGGGGAGAUCUGCAGCAAGCUCUGGAGGCAUUUGACCAAUCCAUUUCCAAAGACAAUUGCUUAGCCGUGGGUUUCUUCCAGAGGGGACAUGCUUACCUGUUGCUGGAGAGAUAUGAAGAAGCCCUGAAUGAUUUCAGGCUUGCCCUGUUGCACCUCAGGAAGAACCCCUGCAUUGAUUAUAAGCAGCUGGGUCUGAAAUUUGUGUUGUGUGCCUGGGAGGUGGCGUACAACACUGCUGCGGCUCACUGCCUUCUUGGACAGUGGCAAGAUGCUCAGCAAGCACUGAAGGAGGCUGCUAGAGAGACCCCAAAGGGUCAAAUCCAUCACCUUGAUAGUGCUCUGAAGCAAGUGCAGGAACAUCUCUUCUUGGAACCCCGAAGUGUCCCUCAGGGGGAGAUCUUCAAGCCCCCAAAGAAGGACGUGGAAGAGCUAGAAGAAAAAGACUUCCUGGGCCAGGCCAAGGUCAUCUCUUCUGCUUUUGAGGAAGAUUGUGGCAUCGGCUUUCAUGGUCCCGAGCCCCAGGUGAAGGGGGGAAAGCAAGGGAAGUAUGGGGGAUACUCACGGUUUUGUUCCCACCCCAAGCCAAAGAGAGUAGCAACCUUUUUUGUGUGUGUGCGUACAAGGGAUUUGGCAUAUCUCAAAGCUUCUCACUUCUUGCAGAAAGGCAGCAGUGGGAUUCCCCCACCACCUGGAAAAGCACCCCCCACCCUGCCCUGCGAGAGGCAAAAUAUUCAGAAAUCAGCACCAGUAAAGGAAGACGACGGCAGGGCAGACAUGAACAUCACUGGUCAAAAUAGAUCCCUGGAGGACUUAUCCUCUUCUGGGGAGGCUGGUGACAUCACCAAUGGGUUCAUCCUGCUGAAGAUUCACACCUCCUACUCUGUCAAGGUGAAAAUGAGUCCUGCCCCAUCCCUGGCUGACUUCAGGAACCUGCUACAGGAAGAGUGCUGCCAGCAGGCUACACGGGUGUCAGUGAGGUACAAGAUUUCAGGUAGUGAUGAGCUGAUCCCUGUUAGCAAUGAUGAAGAACUGAGGAACAUCUGGCAAAGCAUGGAAGGUGGUCAGCUGACCCUCUGGUGCCAGGCCCAAAGGGAUACCACGAGCAGGCCAGUACUCUACCACAUGAUUGCGUGUCACCCCUACACUGCUCAGGGCCAGGAGGACCUGUCUUUCAAAGAAGGUGACAAGCUGGAGAUCCUCUCUGAAGUGAACGAGGAGUGGCUGGAAGGACGCUGCAAUGGAACCACUGGCAUUUUCCCAAAAUGCUUUGCUGUGCGAGAGUGCUGUUGACAACUGCUCCUAGAACAGAAAAAGGGGGCUUGUCCCCUAGCUCACCCACCCAUUCAAUCAAUCACAGAUGCUACAAUCGACCCUUCCCUUGCCAUUAAGUGCUGUGUUGCCCUUCAGACAUGCUGAAAAUGCAUCUAAGUGUUGGUGAAGUGUUGGCUUCUUAGUAAUGGAAACGUUUCAGUGACCCAUAAAGUCACCCUUUUUGCUUUGGCUGAAAAAAUCAGAAAGACCCUGGACAAUAUAGCAGUGAAAUGUAAGGGAAACUCAGAGAUCUAAAUAGAGACUAUUAUUUGUGGCGCAGCAUCCCUUUUUCUUGUAUUUAUUUUUGAUUCAGAUUUGUCAUGGCCAAUGGCUAGUACAAUAAAGUUAAUUGGAUUGGGGUGUUGGUGAAAGGCAAAUAUAUUUCCUUCUCUUGAGUUUGUAGUUAAUGCAUGAGUUACUUUAAACCACCAGAGGGCACUGUUGGUCUAGCAAUCUUGCCAGCGUUGCUUAUUGUCUUUGCUUUGUCAAUUUUAAUGCCACCCCUAAAAGCUGAGCUAUUUUCUUUGUUGCUCUGUCCCAACUUUUUGAGACAAGAUAUGUGCUAUUUCUCUCCUUCUAUCUCCAAUCAUUCUGUAAAAAGUUUCUGCAUGAAUAAAGCCUUUGAAUUCCAGAAA
Messenger RNA from Lacerta agilis (Sand lizard), 2208 nucleotides. RefSeq names its product NADPH oxidase activator 1 (gene NOXA1). Lineage: Eukaryota; Metazoa; Chordata; Lepidosauria; Squamata; Lacertidae. Gene Ontology annotation, biological process: superoxide anion generation. The record is from RefSeq and is a predicted model, not a curated record. The transcript has 12 exons. Bases 116 to 1552 code for a protein of 478 amino acids. Gene Ontology annotation, molecular function: superoxide-generating NADPH oxidase activator activity; protein binding.